AUGCUAACUGCUACUUACUGCCAUCCAGAGCCACAGGACGAAGAUACGAAGGAGCUUUGUCUUCCGGCUAGGAAUACCAGUACCAAUUCCAAUACUAGUAUCCACCCCGCAACCUCGACCACCAACUCGGACGUAAUUACAACGCAAGACGAACAGCCUCUCAAAUCGGAGGCUGAAAAUCUAGAAGAGAAGAUAUACGAGGUGGUCGCCCAGACGUCCUCCAGUCCCGAUGACACAACGACCACCACCUUCAUCCCCGAUCCUACGCUCAGCCUACCGGGUUGGAGAAAGAUCGCCAUAGCGACGUCUUUGUGUCUGGUAGCUUUCAUACUGGGUUUUGAAAGUAGUAUUACUAGUGCGCUUGUUGGUCCUAUUAUCCAGAUGUGGCAUGUGGUGCCGCCGCUUGCUUUGUUGAACGUAUCCAUCUUUUUGAAGGGCUGGUCCUUUGGCACCGCAUUCUUCGGCCCUAUUUCGGAAGCCUACGGUCGUCAAUAUCCUUUGUCCACUGGUCUCUUCCUCUUCAUCGUCUUUCAGAUCCCUACCGCAUUAGCAAAGAAUAUCCAGACACUUCUUGUAUCUAGGUUUCUUACGGGAUUCUUUGGCUCUGUACCCUUGGUAACGGUGUAUGCGAUUUUUGGGGAUGUAUUAGGGGUGAGGAAGAGGGAGUGGGCGAUGUUAUGUUUCGGGACGAGUUUGCUUGUUGGAGCUUGUCUAGGUCCAAUUGCUGGCGCCUAUCUCGUUGUCACACACCCUGCAACCCGUCGGAACCAUGACGGUUGGCGUUGGACGGAAUACACGACGAUCAUCAUGUCCUUCAUUAUCUACCUCACCAUAUUUAUCAUUCCAGAGACUUGCCCUCAUCGGCUCCACAAUAUGCGAGCCAAGAAGAUGCACCCGACAAAUCAUGAGGAGAUGACGGACCGCGCCGCCGAACGACACCGCACAUCACCCAAACGUCUAAUCGACGUAUGGUUGAACCGGCCAUUCAUCAUGCUCUUCACAGACCCACUCCUUUUUCUAAACACCCUCCACUCCGCGCUCGCUCUGGGCAUCCUGUACAUAACCUUCGAAACUUUUAUGCUUCCCUUCCUCCAAACCCGACACUGGCUGCGUCCCGACACUUCCUCCCUCCCACCAUACGUUACCAUGACCCUCGGCAUCCUCUGUGGCACAACAAUAACCAGCUACUUCAUCCUCACCUUCAUCACUCGCUACUUUGAAAAAUACGGCAAAAUGAAAAAGCCUGAAACACGCCUCCUCCCCGUCCUCCUAGGCGCCCUCCUCCUCCCCUCAGGACUAUUUUGGUUCGCAUGGACGAACUCCCGCACCCAGCACUGGCUUUCACAAGCCGCAUCCUGCAUUUUCAUCGGCGCAGGCGUCCUGCUCAUUACCCAGCAGAGCGAGGCAUAUACGCUUGAAAUCUAUAAGCCCGAGUAUAGGAAUAGCGUGUUAACGGCGACGGUCUUUUUGAGGAGUUUGUUUGCAGCGGGGUUUACGAUGGCGAGUCGGCCUAUGUAUGAGAGGCUGCAUGUGGAUUGGGCGACGAGUGUUUGGGGAUUUGCGAGUUUAGGCUUGGGAAUUUGUCCAGUAGUAGUUUGGGGGUGGGGGGAGAGGUUGAGGAGGAGGAGUAGGUAUGUGACGGAAGGCCAGGCGGUGGACGGCGGGAAUGUGAAUGGGGAUGGGAGGGAAGUAUGA
Lindgomyces ingoldianus is the source of this 1695-nucleotide messenger RNA. Its product is annotated as MFS general substrate transporter. NCBI's taxonomy places the organism in Eukaryota, Fungi, Ascomycota, Dothideomycetes, Pleosporales, Lindgomycetaceae. The record is from RefSeq and is a predicted model, not a curated record. The transcript is spliced from 3 exons. The coding region runs from base 1 to 1695 and encodes 564 amino acids. Gene Ontology annotation, biological process: transmembrane transport. Gene Ontology annotation, molecular function: transmembrane transporter activity.